This is a messenger RNA of Wickerhamiella sorbophila, 1776 nucleotides long. RefSeq lists its product as hypothetical. Bases 1 to 1776 code for a protein of 591 amino acids. The transcript has a single exon. Lineage: Eukaryota; Fungi; Ascomycota; Dipodascomycetes; Dipodascales; Trichomonascaceae. The record is from RefSeq and is a predicted model, not a curated record. Gene Ontology annotation, molecular function: zinc ion binding.
AUGACUAGUAAACGAUCUUUGAAAGAGUUGCUGGAGGUGAACCACGAUGAUCUGAUGGACGAGGACAGCGAGGUCUUGAGCAAAGAAAGCAAGCACGACCAGAGCUCAGACGAGGAAAUUGACGAGUCAUUGUGCGUCGAAUGCGGAGACCAGCCGCAUGAGUUGCUUUGUUUAGACUGCGAUGAGCACUUUUGUUCAGUCUGCUUUGACUAUUUGCACCGCACGGGCAAGCGCAAACAGCACAAGGUCAAACGGCUUGCUGCCGAGCAAACCGCUGCCGCUGAGACGCCUACUUCUGAUGCACACGAGGAGCCUUGCCCUGUGGAGACUGCCGAGGCUGCUGAGAUCGAGGCCCCGGACGCCGAAACAGCUGCAAUCGCUCGGUUCAAGGACAAUACGAGCUUUAUCCCUAUGCGCUUGACCGCAGAAGAGCGAAAGCUUUUCCGUCUUCUGGAGGCCGCUCUGAACGUCAGCGAAUAUACGGACAAAAUCGACGUCUACUCUUAUUCGUCGAAAGCCAAACGAAUUGUUCAGCAGCUCAAAGAAAUGUGUACGGUUCUGACCGGUCUGGUCGUGGCAAAUGGCAUGGAAGAGGGCCAGCGGCUCAUGGACGACAAGGAGUUUGUUAGAAAUGCCGACUGGUACCAAACGAUUUUUGAGAUCGGCCGCAGGUACAAAAUCAUGAAUCCGGAGCGUAUGCGUGCCACGUUCGGCAAGCUCAUGUACAUGAUUAUGGAUUCACGACUGCCUGAGGUCAAAGACAACCUUGAGUUCGAUUUGUACAAACCUAUUCUGACUGUGCAGUCCUUUUUAGAACAGCACGGAGGACUGGAGCUGUUGGAUGACCCCCUGGUAUUUGUGGCCACAAUGGAGAUCAGAUCCGAGGGACGCUCUCGACUGCAAGUCCAAAAAGACAUUAAACAAAAGGAGCUGGCAAUUGAGCGGCUGGCUCGCAAAUACUCUUCAAAACAGUUGCCGUCUGAAGGAGUACGCCAAGCAUUGUACUCAGUGGGUGACUACCAUGCAUACCUGAGUGCGAACCGCACUCCCGUGCGGACCAUGAUCGAGCGCCUCAAACAGUACUUUAACCCGGAAACGUUUGAAAACCACCACUCGCUUGGUAUUUCUGCGGGAUCCCAAGGCGCUCGUCUCUCUCACAACCAUCGUAAACAAUACCAGUACGUGCUACAAUCCCUCACUCUAUGGUCGGAGCUGAUGCGUGACAUGUACAAGCUGUGGAGCGUGGCCGAUGCGGAUAUGACAAGCGACAAGAUCAGGUACCAACUGGCAGACACUGGCCAAGGUCUCAAUCGGAUCAAGGCCUGCCCCUCCGUACACAAGGUUAUGCACAAUGUCAUCGCUCGGGCCCAGCGGGAGACGGGGUCCUGGGUCGGGUCUUCGGUUGUGCACCUUGGCGACCGUGCCGUGCCCAACGCUCUGUUCUUUUUGGACAAGUACUUGCAAGUUCCUCGCAUCUUGAAUCCCGUAAACACUGUUUUGACCCUGCUCGAUUCGGUUCUUCGCGACCCUUUUGCAUACGCGUGGGCCGAGUCGCAGUUUGGGUCGGUCGACUCGCUCAAAAAGACCAUUCUCGUCGACUUUUUCCGCCACGCCUUUGACGGGUCCGGCUCAGACAACUUCUACGACGCAGGCUCCUGCAUUGACGGCCGACUAACUUCCGCCUGGAACUGGGCAAACCUGAUUGCCAAAAAGCCUUACUAUAAAAUGUUCUUAAUCUGUGGCUUUACUGGGUUUGACGGCAGCGAGGGUUUUUGA